CCCCAGCCAACAAGCCAACUUCAAGCUUCAGUCUCAACUUUGACUUCGGUCGUCCACUCUUUACCAACGCUCAAGCACAUUGCUUUUAAUAACACUCUCUUCCAACACCAACUACACCGUUCUUCAAGAACCCACCCCUUUUAAACAACCCCCCCAACCGACAAAAUGCGUUUCUCCGCUGCUGCUCUUGUCAUGGCCGGUGCCGUCCUCGCUGAGGAUGCUGCCCAGUCCACUGUCUACCAGACCGACUAUGUCACCAUCACCUCGUGCGCCCCCACGGUGACCAACUGCCCUGCUCGCAGCACCGUCGUCACCUCGUCGGUCUACCCCGUCACCACCUCCACCAUCUACAGCACCUCGGUCCGCACUAUCACCCAGUGCCCUCCCUCGGUCCCCAACUGCCCGGCCCAGUCCACCCAGGUCGUCACCGAGACCGUCCCUGUUGCGACCACCGUCCGCCCUGUGACUGAGACCUCCGUCGCCGCCAUUGGUGCCAGCUCCUCCGCUGCCUUCUCCAACGGCACCACCAUGGCCCCCGUCCCUACCCAGCCCGCUGGCACUGGCCUCCCUCCCACCACCCUGAGCACUGCUGCUCCCGUUGCCCCCGCUCCUGAGCAGUGCGGCCACUCCGUCAAGACCAUCUCCACCCAGAUCACCACCGUCAUCCCCACCGUGAUCUACGAGACCGUUGACGUGCCCUGCGCCACCGCCUCGGUUGUCGUUCCCCCCGCCAACCCCCCCGCCAGCCCCUCCGGCGGCUUCGCCCCUCCCGCUGGCAACGGCACCGUCCCCACCACCGGCUCCCCCAGCCCCUCGGCUCCCGUCACCGCCGGUGCCGGUGCCAUGACUGGCUCUGCCCUCCUCGCCGCUGCUGCCGGUCUCCUCACCGUCUUCCUCGCUUAAAUUCACUUUUAAGUGACGAGGAACAGGAGUUCAACAAAUGCGUGGCUCGGAAUCGACCUUCGGACGACGCAGAAUCAGCAGUUUCUUUUGUAUCUUUGAUAUCCUUGGGUUUUAGAAGAACAAGAAAGGGCCUGGAUGGCUGUACCAUUGCAUGGGGCGCGCAACCGCAACAACAACAUAUCAAUUAUUUUUCAUGACAUGGAUCAAGUCUUUUCAUGUACAUCCUUUUUGGAGAGUGGGCGCGCUGGUCAUUCCGGGACAAGAGAGAGGAAGCACCAAUUUUUAUAUACCUAUUCAUAUACCAUAGCGAGCAUUAUCUUUAUGUCCUGUUUUGGUUUACACUAUCUCGAAAUAAAGACGAUCUCGUUAUACCCUAUCUAUACCUCUACCGGGCCAUGAGUCUCUUGUUUUGUCAUUUUUUUAUUGGGGAAUGCGGAUAUUCUUUCUACUAGCAUAUGACAGCGUGCGAAGAAACGUGGUAGAAUGGUACUCAUAUCCUAUCUUUGUAUUUACUAAAUUCUAAUUGCUACUGAUCGUCCAAUGUUUAUGACGAUGAUAGCUGAAUGGAAACACUUUUUGGAAACA
Messenger RNA from Neurospora tetrasperma FGSC 2508, 1488 nucleotides. RefSeq lists its product as uncharacterized. Bases 166 to 903 code for a protein of 245 amino acids. The transcript has a single exon. The record is from RefSeq and is a predicted model, not a curated record. NCBI's taxonomy places the organism in Eukaryota, Fungi, Ascomycota, Sordariomycetes, Sordariales, Sordariaceae.